AGUCAGUGACAUCAUUAGACCUGCAGGAUCAGAUUUCAGUUCCUGCCUUCAGAACUACAGAAUGUGAAAGCAACUUGUCACUGCCACUGAAAAUGAAGGUCUAAAUGCAGUAGGUGCUUUUUAAAUUCAAUGGCUGAAGCAAAGAUUUCAGUGUCUCCCGAUCAGUUCAUCUGCUCCGUGUGUCAAGACCGCCUGAAGGACCCGGUGACCACUGCCUGUGGACAUAACUACUGUAGACAGUGCAUUGAAGACUACUGGGAUACAACUGAAAUUUUCAAGUGCCCCCAGUGCAGGACGAACUUUGUCUUAAGGCCUGUUCUUCAAAGAAACACUGUUCUGGCUGAAGUGGUAGAGGAACUUAACAAGACAAACCCUGUUGAUGUGCUCUGUGAUGUGUGCAUCGGCACUAAGGAGAGAGCUGUGAAGACCUGUCUGACCUGCAAGGCCUCCUUCUGUGAGACUCACAUUGAACAUCACAGGGUGUCUGAAGCCCUAAAGAAACACAAGCUGGAAAUUCCUCUUCCUAAUCUUAACAAGAAACUCUGUUCGAAGCACCAGAAGGCCUUGAAAGUCUACUGCAGGACUGACCAGACAUGUAUCUGCUAUUUGUGUGCGGUGACUGAACACAAGAGCCAUGACACGGUGACGCCAGAUAUGGAGAGAGCAGAGAGACAGGCCCAAGUGCAGACAUUACGAAGAGAUGUUAAGGAGAAAAUACAGAAUAAAAGGAAGACAUUGGAGGAGGUGACAGUGAUGGAGGCGCAAGUGAAGAGCACCGCAGAGAAAGAAGAACAGAAAUAUGAAGAGACAUUCGAUUUGUUGCUUCAGUCCAUUGGUGGAUUGAGAUCAAAAGUGAUUUCCAUGAUUAAAGAACAUGAGGAAACAGAAUUGAGAAAGGUUACAAAGAUCAGAGACCAACUGGAGAAAGAGAUCAAUGAGCUGGAAAGGAAAGAUACUGAAUUAGAAGUGAUUUCACAGACAGAUGACGACAUCUCCUUCCUGCAGAAUGUCCAGUCUUUAUGUAUACCUUCUGUAAGUGAAAGCACACCCAUCAUUGCAGUAAAGGAGCAUUUCUUAGCUGAUACACUGAGACAAAAUCUGCUUAGUGUGAAUGAAAGUCUGAACAAGAUCAACUACUCAGAUUUUGUGAAAACCAGCGAGACCGGUGAAAAGUCAGAAGAUACGAAGACAAAAACACAACAAGAUUCAGAGUUUCUGUCUCAGUAUCCCUACCGUAGUGGUCUGACACAAAUGAAGCCACCUGCUACAUGUGGACAGAAUGACCAGGGCCAGAGCACUGAUAACGAGAGUGGGAAAACUGAGAUUGAAGCAACUUUAGGUGGUCGAAAAAUCAGGAGUGUUCAGACUUCAAAAGAUCCAGAGUAUGAAGUGGAGAUAUUAACAGAUUCCUUUCUGGAGUCUCAGAGCAAAUAUCUGUGUUCUGUACAAGAGAAUCUGAAGAAGAUCGAGAACAAACAAGUCCACUUAAUGUCUCGUCUGCCAGAAGUAAAGAAGGAGACAAAGGGUCAAGCCUUUCAGAAUUGGUUUUCUCGUUCCUUUUGGUUCCCUUAUAAAGUUUUAGUAAUUGAAGUUGUUGACUCAAACAAAACUGGUAAUACAGAGGUGAUGUUCUUUAAUGGACUUUCCAGAAAACUGGACGAUAAUGAUAUUAUAAUACAGAAGGCCCAGCUUGACAAUCAGUCCAGAAAUCUGGUUCUACUCUUUUGUCCAAUUGUUUCAAGAAUUAGAACUGACAUUGCUGUGGCACUAAAGAAAGUUUCCAGUAAUAAGAAGAUCAUUCUAGUUGUUAUGUAUCGCACCUCUAACCCUGAGUUUAUAGUGGCAGACAGCAGCAGAUAUGUGGAACAGGAAAAUGUGGUGCUGACAGUCGACUGUCUGUUCACUGAAACUAUUGGCUUACUCAAUUGUAAGUUAAAAAAGGAGAGUUCACACAAAGUUUUCAAUUUUAUAUGUUCUUUUAUGUUAACAAAAUAGAAUUAAGUGUUGUUUCAUGGCAUCAUUUCAUCAUACAAUAUGUACGGUCGCAUUGCCUAUUGACUCUGUGAUUUGAUUGAUUCCAAAUGGACGUCUCACUCUCCAAGUCCUGAAUGAAGUGUGCCCUUUGUAGAAUGGUGUGAUGAUUUUGUAAAUUACUUCUGGAGAGGAAAGAAGGAAUGACAGAGAGAAAAGUCUCAUGAAAUGUACUUUGUGUCAUUAAAUACUUGGAUAUGCUCUUCAUUUUAUUGUAUUCUCAUAUGGAAAAUGAAUGUACUGUAUUCACUUUGGACUUGUACAAAAAUAAACCAAAUAUCAGACUGU
Messenger RNA from Erpetoichthys calabaricus (reedfish), 2319 nucleotides. RefSeq names its product E3 ubiquitin/ISG15 ligase TRIM25-like. NCBI's taxonomy places the organism in Eukaryota, Metazoa, Chordata, Cladistia, Polypteriformes, Polypteridae. The coding region runs from base 130 to 1995 and encodes 621 amino acids. The record is from RefSeq and is a predicted model, not a curated record. The transcript is spliced from 9 exons. Gene Ontology annotation, molecular function: zinc ion binding.